AUGUACGUCUUGCAGGCUGGCCAGAGCUAUGCGGUGACGGUUGUGCGCGAUCGUGAGGCUGCAGAGCAUCGAGCGCUUUCCUUCCUGGCCAAGAUGGCAGGCCAUGUGGAUCCAGUCAUUGCGCAAGCCUUGGCAAACCUCAUCGCGGUCCUGCCUGCUUCGGUGCAGCAGCAGCAGCAGCAGCAUAUCCAGCUCAACCAGACCAGCAUAGGCGCUAGCCCCUCCUCUCAGACCGCGACCGCGGCGAGCUUCUAUGCGCUUGCUCAGCAACUCGUGCAGGAGCAGCAGUCUCAGCUGGCCAUGACGGGUACGCAUUCUCAAAGCAAUUCGGGACCGCAUCCCAGGCAUGCUGCGUCCAACCUGCAGCAGCUCGAGGGGCAGCUCCAAAACAGGAUCGGAUCUCCCACCAAUACGCCCAGCCUACUCGAAGCAGCUCGACGCUUGCAGCAGCAACAGCAGAGUCAGACCAGUGCACGCUAUACUGCUUACCCUUCCCCGGAUCCCCAGAGCCAGCUCGAAUCCCUCGCUGCAUUGUACACGGGCUCCCCAGGCAUACUUCAGCCGGGCUAUCCGGACGACCAUCGCACAGCCCGAUCCGACCCUUCUCUGAGACCAACGCAUGCGCCGAGUCCGGCUCCGUCAGGCUCGACUACCAUGUCAAGCUUCAACUCGCGUCAUAACAACCUCAUGGCAGAUCAUACGGGCUACAACCUGGCAAACGCGCAGGCGCUAGAGGUCCUUGCUCGCAUGGCCUCUCCCGCUGCAUCGCCAAAUCGCCGCGGAGACUCAAAUACGAACAAAUCUUGCGGAGGGAGCGCUACCAGCUUAGCCCUCCCGAAGCAAGCUCCGAGCUUUCUGCGCACCGCGAGAGGCUCGUCCGCCCAAACGUCUCAAGUCAUGAAUUCGUCUGACUCGAGGGCGCAAAGUGAAUCCUCAGAGCUUGCGACAUCGCCUAGAGAUACCGUCAGACCUUCGUCCAACCAAUAUAAGCCACUGCCGACUCGCUCCGGUCGAGUGCCCAUCAUGCCAGCCGACCCGAGCAAUCCGACUUUCAAUCUGAACUCGUUUUUCGAGUUUCCCUCUGACAGCGAUUCAGACGAUCCUGAUUUCCAGCCUGGAGGGGCUGAAUGGCUUGAGAUGGGCUUGCCUACUGUUGCCACCGAGGGCGAAGAGUGGAUUCCAGACGCAGAUGAUGCGCAAGGCCAGCAUGAUGAUUGGAUGGACGCUCUGGCCGGUCAGCAAACAAAUGACGCCAGCCGUCGACCUAAGCGCACGCGUCAGAGCUCAGCAUCGCCCAAGACACACGGCCGCGCCAUACCCAAGGCAUCGGGUGGAGCCACUGUUCAGCCGGUCGACAGUUCCCCGCCGGCCUUCAUCCUGCCGCCCGCGCGCUCAAGAGACGCAGCUGGCCAGACGCCCGCCGUUUCGACGCCUGAUGCCGACGAGGAUAGAGCGACCCCUCAAGCAAAACGACGAUCGCUCAAGAAGCUACCAGAACCAGAGCGCGAAGAGCUUCAACGAGAGGAGCGCCGCCAGAAAGCACAGCUCCAGCGCGACCGCAAGAAAACCGAGCUCGACAGCCUUCGCAAGCAAGUCGCCGAACUCACGCUGGACAAAGCCAAGCUCAGCAGGGAGCUCAAGCUUAUGCGCCAGAUCAGGCCAGAUCACACUGUCUUGUGUGACUUACUGAAAGUCUAUGGCCAUACCGCAAGCCAGGAGACUCUCCUGAAGAUCAUCGAUAUCACGACCAGGAUACACUCGAGGAAAUGA
Messenger RNA from Mixia osmundae IAM 14324, 1770 nucleotides. RefSeq lists its product as uncharacterized. The transcript has 3 exons. The coding region runs from base 1 to 1770 and encodes 589 amino acids. The record is from RefSeq and is a predicted model, not a curated record. Lineage: Eukaryota; Fungi; Basidiomycota; Mixiomycetes; Mixiales; Mixiaceae.